Fusarium odoratissimum NRRL 54006 is the source of this 973-nucleotide messenger RNA. RefSeq lists its product as uncharacterized. The coding region runs from base 1 to 885 and encodes 294 amino acids. The transcript has a single exon. Lineage: Eukaryota; Fungi; Ascomycota; Sordariomycetes; Hypocreales; Nectriaceae. The record is from RefSeq and is a predicted model, not a curated record.
AUGGCGGAAAUUGAUUCAACCGUCCCCCAGACAUCGAUGGACCCUACUCAGAAUUUCGGACACUACAUGAACGGAGCAGAUCAGAGCAGCAUGGAGAAUGGCCCGGGUCAGAAAAAACAUAAGAAUGUUAGAUAUCGCUUCCUAUCGCCUACAGAAUGGGCCAUCCUAGCUCGGGGAGUUGGCGGGAUUAUAGAUAUAGAGCACAACAAGCCUGUUCAUCCGACUAGUAGCUUCUGGCCCCCGAACGGCCUUCCCCAGGGUCUCUAUCGCGACUGCGUCUACCGUCGUACCAUUUCAUCGUACUCAUUUCACUUCAUCGGCUUCGUUCGCGCAAUUCUUUUUGUCUUGCAAUUGAUGAUUGGUGCUAGUAUCACAGCUCUCAGCUCUGGAGGGUUCGACGACACAGCUAUCACUAUUCUCGCUGCGUCCAACACAGUUAUCGCGGGGCUGUUGGCUCUGUUGCACAACAGCGGUAUUCCUGAUCGAUACAGAUACGACAAGUCCGAGUUUCAAAAGGUCGAAGAUCACAUUAGAGAAGUUCUCGCCACGGGUAUCGUACGUGCAGACCAGUCGGUCCAAGAGGCUCUCGCUAAGUGCUACGAUCGUUUCGACCACGCCAGACGAACGGUUGAAGCCAAUAUGCCAUCGGCUUAUGCCCCAAGUCAAUCAACGCCAUCUUCACGGCGAGGAUCCCAACCUCAACAUCAGCCUCUACCACCGAUGCCAAUGCCUAUACCGAUACCAGCACGGGCACCGACGACAGUGGCAUCAACACCAACACACACGAGGGCAGCAACAGAACCUAUCACACCACCUAGAAAGAAGUCACUAAAUACUGAAGCCGCCCAAGAAGAAAAGGGUCCAACCACCAAGCCUAGCGAAUGAUGCAAGACUAGAGCUCGGCAAAGAAUCUCCAACGGGAUGCGGUCAUUUCCUAGCUUGCCGCUUAUCAGAUAAAUUACCUACCGAAAUC